GAUUUAGCCAUGAGCCCCCGAACCCGUGACAAUCAUGAGUGUUGGUUCUCCUACUUCUCUUGCUCGAGAGACCGAAGGCAUCUGAGCGGAGAAACAGCAGCAGAGUCUCCCACGACCAAGAAACGGUGCCACGACGCUUCAAUUUAAUUAUCCAAUUUUGGUGUAUGUCGUGUGACCACACUGACGGGAUGCCUCGUGGGGAAUUCAACAUUUACUUCGCCAGUAGACGCGGUGGCUUCGUCAGAGCUGAAGAAGCGGUAGGGGUUGCUCUGCUCGUCAUCAUCAUAGCAGCUCUCCUGAUCGUGACAUGCUGGUACUUCAGGAGACGAAAGGGCUAUCAAGUCCUCCGAAACCCCAGGUCUGGAUCCCCGGGGUACACAGGAGGUCAAUACAGCGACGCCUCUGCUGAUAACAAGAUGGCCCUUGUUGAAUGUGGCAGCAUGGGUCUCGUGGUCCCCAAUGCCCCUCCUGCCUACGAGAAGCUCACAGACGGACCUCUGCCUCCCCCCUACUCUCCCUGAUGGCCUCCAGCUUCUGAAAGCCGUUGUACAUCUAAACUGAAAUUACAUGUUUCAUUGACCCGAUUUCAUGGUACUAUUGCAUUGCUGCCUGGUUGAUAUGAUCAAGGCUACAAAUGAUCAAUUUUCUGUAUACGAAAUAUGGAAUACAUUAUCAAACGUCACAAUAUGGGCCUACUGCCAAAUCUUUUUCAAAGAACCAGCCUUAAAGGUGACAUAUUAUACCACCAGGCGUUAGCUGUUACAAGCCGUUUCGAAAAUUGGCCUCUUCUGACAUCUGACAAGUGGGCGUGUCCGCCUAGAUGUGUGCUGGAUAGAUCAGUCUACCAGUCUACCCAUGGGACUGUAGCAAAUGUUGCUCAUCUAUCCCUCAUACAUCUAGGUGGACACGCCCACUUGUGAUUUCAGAAGAGGCAGAUUUUCAAAACGGCUUGUAACGGCUAAACACACUCACACCUGGUGAUAUGUCACCUUUAACUGAAGCAAUCCACCAUACACUGGUAGGGAUACAAUUGCAUGGUUUAUUUUAAUGCAGAAAUGUCCUCAAAAAUGUAUUUACUAAAUAUUUCUGAAAAAUCUAUAUGGUAGAAAUAAAUAAAUGGAAGUCCAAAACACUGUUUAUAUGCUCCAA
Gadus macrocephalus (Pacific cod) is the source of this 1149-nucleotide messenger RNA. RefSeq names its product melan-A (gene mlana). Lineage: Eukaryota; Metazoa; Chordata; Actinopteri; Gadiformes; Gadidae. Gene Ontology annotation, cellular component: melanosome. Bases 165 to 521 code for a protein of 118 amino acids. The record is from RefSeq and is a predicted model, not a curated record. The transcript has 5 exons.